AUGGGUGGACUUGGGAAAACAACUCUUGCGAAGAAGGUGUUCUAUGAUCCCGCCAUUGAAUUUCACUUCUUUGUGCAUUCUUGGGUUUAUGUUUCUCAAGAAUUCAACCAAAAGGAAUUACUUCUUGCCAUAUUAACUUCAGUUGUUGAUUAUCCUUCUGAACAAAUGUAUAAACUGAAUGAGGAAAUGUUGGUUGAAGAAAUAUACAAACAUUUAAAUGGUCGAAGAUAUCUAGUUGUGCUCGAUGAUGUGUGGACCCCAGAUGCAUGGAAUGAUCUUAAAAUGGCAUUUCCAAACCAAAACUAUGGAAUUAGAAUCCUAUUAACUAGUCGUAACACAGAUGUGGCUUUAAUUGCAAACCCCGAUAGCCUCCCACAUCAUUUGAAGUUUCUGAAUGAUGAUGAAAGUUGGGAGCUGCUUUCUACAAAAGUUUUCAGAAGAGGAAGUUGUCCAUUUGAGCUUGUUGAACUUGGUGAAACGAUUGCUAGAAAAUGCUACGGAUUACCUCUUGCGAUUGUGGUAGUUGUUGGGCUUUUAUUGAAGAAAGAUAAGACGCGUGAUUUGUGGAAAAAAGAUGCCGAAAGUGUUAGUUCGUAUGUUGCAAGAGAUCCGAAACAAUGCAUGAAUGUAUUAGCAUUAAGUUAUAAGCAUUUACCUGAUCAUUUAAAGGUGUGUUUCAUUUAUUUCGGUGGUUUUCCUGAAGAUUUCCCGAUACCCGUUUGGAAACUGCUAAAUUUAUGGGUGGCAGAAGGGUUUAUUCAACAGAAAGGUCAAGAUUGUUUGGAGGAUUUAGCGGAAGAUUAUUUGGAAGAUCUUGUUGAACGCAAUCUGAUAUUAGUUGCUAAGAGGAGAUCAAAUGGAAGGAUUAAAACAUGUCGUGUUCAUGAUAUGUUACGCGAUUUAUGCCUCAAAGAAGCUUCAGAAGAAAAGUUUUUGGAAGUAAUCAAAGGGCAUCAAAUUCUAGAUUCAAAUUCGCUAAUAAUCCCUUAUCACCGACGUCUUUGUGUUCAUUCACAUGUCAUGAACUUUAUUCACUCCAGACCUUGUGGACCCUGUUGGGUAUAA
This is a messenger RNA of Lactuca saligna, 1065 nucleotides long. Lineage: Eukaryota; Viridiplantae; Streptophyta; Magnoliopsida; Asterales; Asteraceae. The record is from the annotation of a GenBank genome assembly.